Anopheles stephensi (Asian malaria mosquito) is the source of this 3086-nucleotide messenger RNA. RefSeq names its product conserved oligomeric Golgi complex subunit 7 (gene Cog7). Bases 176 to 2383 code for a protein of 735 amino acids. The record is from RefSeq and is a predicted model, not a curated record. Gene Ontology annotation, cellular component: COG complex. The transcript has 3 exons. Gene Ontology annotation, biological process: intracellular protein transport; Golgi organization; retrograde vesicle-mediated transport, Golgi to endoplasmic reticulum. NCBI's taxonomy places the organism in Eukaryota, Metazoa, Arthropoda, Insecta, Diptera, Culicidae.
ACGUUUUCCACGUAUACGCCCGUACGUGCAUAUUUGUUUUGAUUCGUUCUGUUUUGCAACGAUGCGCGGUUGUGCACAAAAAUUAAAGUAAAAAAGUAGUCCCAGCUGCACUCUACACUAAUUAGUCACAAAAGUGGAGGGGAAACGUUGUUAAAAAAAUAGCAAAACACAUAAAAUGGAUAUAAGUGCAUUUUCCGGCGAUGAUUUCGAUGUCAGCAGUUGGAUCAACGCAUCGUACGAUCGAUCGCAACGGACGGCCAAGGGAUCCGCCGGCAAGGAAGCGUUCGUAUCGUCGCUCGUCUCUAAGAUGCAGCUGUACGUGCAGCAGAUCAACGUCGCCCUCGAACAAACGGGCGGCCAAGUGUUGAAAAACAUCCCGAAGGUGAUUAGCGACACAAGCAUGCUGCAGAUCGAGUCGAGCCUGCUGAAGCAGCGCAUGAAUCAGGUGCAGCGUGAAAUAGCCCAUCUCCAGACGGAAACCGGUGACUGUAUGGUGAGCCUCGAGCGGUUGGACAGCAUCAAGCAGCGGCUGCAAAGCUCCAAGCAGUGCCUGCAAGAGGCGGACGGAUGGGGCAAGUUGGCCGGUGAGCUGGAGGACUUGCUGGAAAAGUCCGACGUCGAGGCGUCCAGUGGAAAGCUGCUGUCGUUGCAGAAAUCGCUCGCAGCGCAGGUUGCGUUGCAUGGGCACGCGGAACGGGAGAACCAGGUGGAAUAUUUCAAAAACCGGCUCGAAGCGCUCGUUAGCCCUGCGGUUGUGGUAGCGCUGCGCUCGAUGGACACGGAGGCCUGUCGGCGUUAUGUGCGCAUUUUCGAAGGUAUCGAUCGGCUGGCACAGCUGAAGCAGUACUAUCGCACCGUGCUGAAAGCCUUCGUGCAGGAUCAGUGGGCCGGUGCGAUCGAGGCCAGCGAAAGCGGUGGGUCGGACGUGUUGAAGGAAUUUUACGACAAUUUGCUAGAGCUGCUCAAGAACCAUCUACGCUGGAACUGCCAGUGCUUCGGCGAAGCUACGGACUGUGUUUUGGCUGUAGCGGAAGCGCUGGAAAAUCUCGAUCCAACGCGCGAGAGUAUCGUGCGCAGUGCGCUCAAACGAGCCACGGACAAGUUCUGGACGUUGACUCAAUUUUCCAAGGUGAACGUUUCGAUGGGAUCGCUGAUCGAGGGAUGGGUACGGGGCGGGCCACAGCAAGACAUUCGGUGCGAGGACGAGAGCGUCAUCGAGCGCCUAGCAAGCUCGCUGUUCGCGUUCUUUGGCAUUUUCCUGAAGGAGUAUCCGACGCUGGAAAACACCCAUCUGGAGACGGCUUUGCAAAGUUUAACGAUCGUCGGUACCGCGCCAGCCGACAGUGUGCACAACCUGGAAAGUGCCAAUGCUAAAAUCAUCCGCUGGGCUACGGAAGCAAUGACACGCUGCCAGGACAUCACGCAAAACUGUGCCCUGCUGUCUGUGGGAAGCGUGCUGCAGAACUAUCUGCUCUCCUACCUGGAUCAGUACAACAAGGUGCAGAAGCAGCUGGCGGCCAGUCAGCCCAAUCAAACCGACUGGAAUCUGCUGCAGCUGAGCGUAGUUCUGCUACAGUACCUCGGAACAUUCCGCCAGGCGGUACACGACCUCGAGCAAACGUUCAUCGAGCACGUGCAAGUGAAGCACGCUCAGCUAGUGGCGAAUCAGUCUCGAGCACGGUUCGAAUAUCGUCUGCACACAAAGGGCGAGGUUAACGAGCUGCGCAAGCUGGUCACCGCAUUCCAGGCAUCGUCCGAACCGACUCGGGAGUUUUUCACCGAGUUUCAUUCGCGCAUGAAGCGUACCUGCGAGGACAUUCACGACACGAUGCUGCAGAUUGCGUUCUCGCCCAUCACCAAACACUUCAAGCAGAUUGAACCCAUGUCCAGCAGCAGCCCGGCAGGCGCAACGGCUGGGUCGGCCGCGAUGGACGCACUGCCCGAUUACAGCUAUGCGCCACAGGAGUACAUCACGCUGAUCAGUCAGUAUUUGCUAACGCUUCCGCAGCACCUCGAACCGCUGCUCCUCUCACCGGCCGGCGUACUGAAAGCGGUGCUGGAAGUGGCCGAUCACCGGUACGCCUCCAGCCGGCCCUGUGCCGACGUUUUUCUUGCGCUCGUCGUGGAAGAAUCGGAAGCACUGUACGUGGAACAGAUCGAAAACAUUUGCUCGCUGAAUGCGUCCGGUGCGAAACAGUUGGCAACGGAUAUUGAGUACUUCGGCAGCGUCCUGGAAGAGAUGGGCCAAUCGCUGGGAGCGAAUCUGCAACAGACGGUAAAGCUUCUGAGAGCGCCAUUAGAUUCCUACGCUUCGACAGCGACGGGAUGCGAUCCGGAGCUGGUGGCUGCGAUACGCCAAAAGCGCAAUCUGAUGUCCUGUUGAGGGAGUAAAUGUGGGAGUGUUAAAUAAAGCAUAAACGCAUACAUAAAUACGACGCUUACGGUUGUGUACAAUCAAUCGAAACAGCCGUCGAAUACACGCAAUGAAAUUACGGUGAGUUUUAUUAGUUUUUCCACAUUGUGCGCGGCGACUCACUCAUCAUACUCAUUCUCAUUCGCGCUACAAUGUUGGCCGCCGUGGUUUAGUUGUAGUGGUAUUUACAUUUACAUUUAAUCUUCAUCCAUUACAUCUCGACAUUAAAAUUCGACGACGAUCAUAUAAAAUAGUCUACGCGCGCGUUCGUGUGACACAUGUACAGUGAAUUAUUGUUCAUGCAAACUUAGUUAAAGCAACUGAACUGUGACUUGCGUUGAAAUGUGGGAGCUCUAGCGUUGUCGCGCCGGACGUGCCCUCAUUUAAUUCGUUACAACAAUAAAUUACUAAAAAGUAACAUAAUUCUACCGAAAAAAGGUAUGACAACGGAAGCACUCGUUCGUCCCUACUUCCAUCUGCUCGCGGCGGAACCACCCGGUGAAAUUCACGCUUCACCCACUGCUACUAAUGCUCCUACCAUUGGCUACAAAUUUAAUAUUGUAAACUCAAGCUUAUCGAUGCCAAAGUAAGUUGAUGCGUGAAAAGCUAACAAACCGUACGCCGACACAACAACAAAUGGCUUCAAAUAAAGCGAAACGAUGGUAGAUUUUCG